AUGCGAGAUGACAAGAAGAUGGAAAACGAUGCCAAAAAGCGAGAGCCCGUAGCUGGAAGCGAUGCACCCAAGACAAAAAGGCCCUCACUCGGAUCUAGGCCAUCCUCAGAGUUGCUCGGCGAGGAGCGCUCGCGAAUCUCAGUUAUACACUCCCACGCUACUCCACUACCUGGCCUCGACGACAAUCUACGUUCAUCCUACUCAGAGGAGAAUGAUAACGGCAGGAAGGACAUUCUGCCACAAUCCCUGACGGAAGAAUGGGAAGAAAGGGCUCGCCUAUCACAGGACCAUCCCUCUGCCACUGGAACCGUGGCGAAGAGGGCGACGGAUGUGACAGACGAAGAGACACGCAAGAGGAACAGCGAACUCUCGAUGGCAUAUCAGAGCCUCUACAAUGAAAACCAAUGCCGCCGCCACGAUUCCAUCAGAUCCUCAGUUACCCUAACCGACGGGCCACGACCGCCACCGAUCCCGCGACGGAUAUCAUCUCUACGACGACCUGGCGCCGUACGCAUGAUUCCUAGCGAAGACUCGAUCUCGCCCACGCAAAUCCAAAGCGCGUCCUCCUUCGCCAUAAAGAGAGUUCCGUCACACACCGUCUCAGACUCACGUAUGCUCUCUAGAACAGACGACGUAGAACGAAACGCCUCCUCAUCAGCGCAAUCCGAGUCCGUGUCAAUCGUCUCGUCCAUCUUCGCCCCGCAGCUCCGGCACCUCGCGAGCCAUCCGUCUCUCCAUGGAUCCAUAUCGAGUAGUGAGCCGCGGUGGAUGGGGCAGCAGGGUCUCACGCCUGUCACGGAACAGAGACAUCCUGGCAAGACUGAUGCUCGGAUCAGCCGUUUCACAAGACAAUUUGAGCCGGGUAUUGACGAUGUUGAUGGCGGGGACUACCAGCGCCAAAUGAAGUAUCUCGAUAUGACGAGGGCGGAGAAGCAUGGCGCCGUGAUGUCGCCGUCUGUGAGCGAUCAGGUUGAAGGGGAGCAAUGGGUAGAAGGAUGGCGGCUUGCGGUUCUGGUAGUUGGGAUUUGUCUCGCGGUGUUGUCCAUCUCGGCAGAUCGAACUCUUCUCACAACCGCCAUACCGCAGAUCACAUCAGAUUUUCAAUCCACCGCAGACAUUGGCUGGUACGGCUCAGCUCAGCUCCUCACGAUCUGCGCCUUCCAGCCUGUAUUUGGCAGAGUCUUUUCGCUUUUCUCCGUGAAAUGGGCAUACGUCCUAGCCAUAGUCAUGUUCCUUGCUGGAUCGCUCAUCUGUGGCCUCGCCCCCGACUCUCUUGCGCUCAUCGUUGGCCGUGCCGUGGCUGGCUUUGGAAGCGCUGGGGUCCUCACUGGGAGUUUUGUUAUUAUCGCAACGGCGGUCCCCGUGAGAGUGCGGCCGGUUUGUACGGCCAUCGUCGGAUUGAUCUUCGGCCUCGGCGCCACGGUCGGUCCUCUGCUCGGAGGUACCUUCACUGACCUUGUCACGUGGCGAUGGUGUUUCUUCAUCAACCUCCCCAUCGCAGGCUUCACCCUCAUCGUCUUUCUCUUUUUCUUCCACCCUCGGCAGAAACCGCAACCCCAAAAAACCUUCCUCAACAAGAUUCUUGACCUAGACCUGAUAGGCAACGUACUCCUCCUCGGAGCCUGCGUAAUGCUCUUCCUAGCCCUCCAGUACAUCACCCAAGGUGAAGCCUUGUCAAGCACAAAAAUCAUCGGCCUCCUCUCAGGCACCGGCGCAACGGCCAUCGUCUUCGCGGCAUGGCAGUGGUGGAAACAGGACGGCGCGCUCUUCCCACCAGCCAUCAUCACCCAACGAACUGUAGCCGCCUCCUGCGUCGCAGCCUUCGCCACGUACGGGGCUCUCCUCAUCCACCUCUACUUCCUCCCAAUCUGGUUCCAAGCGGUCCGCGGCGAGGGGGCCGUAUCCUCCGGCGUGGACAUGCUCCCCUACGUCGCGGCGAUAGCCCUCUUCUCCCUCCUGGCAGGCAUCUUCGUCUCCGUCGUGGGUCACCCCCCAGCCCCGGCCAUAAUCGGAGGCAUGAUCGCGACAGCCGGGUGCGGCAAGCUCCUUGCGCUCUCGUCCGACACGCCGACGCCGCACUGGAUCGGGUUCGAGAUUCUCGUGGCGGCGGGUUUCGGGAUGGCGAUUCAGCAGGUAUUCACCGCCGUGCAGGCCGUCCUGCCGCCGGAUGAGGUGGCCGUCGGGACGGCGGCGGUCGUGGCGUCGCAGGCGCUGGGCGGAGCCGUUUUUGUGUCUAUCGGGAAUGCGCUGUUUCAGAAUCACUUGCUGCGGGCUUCGGCUCCCGGGGUAGAUAUCCCGGCAGUGGUCGGGGCCGGGGUGACGGCGUUCCGGAUGGUUGUGCCGGCUGAGACGCUUCCGAUAAUGGUUUCCGUGUACAAUGAUGCUCUUCGCGUGGUGCUCACUGCUGCGAUUCCGUUGGCUGCCGUUUCGACCAUUGCGGCUUGUUUUAUGGAAUGGAAAUCUGUAAACAGAAUGAGAGGUGCAUGA
Molecule: messenger RNA, 2487 nt
Organism: Colletotrichum costaricense
Lineage: Eukaryota; Fungi; Ascomycota; Sordariomycetes; Glomerellales; Glomerellaceae
Product: major facilitator superfamily transporter
Exons: 4
Coding region: 1-2487 (828 amino acids)
Biological process (GO): transmembrane transport
Cellular component (GO): plasma membrane
Molecular function (GO): transmembrane transporter activity
Source: RefSeq, a predicted model, not a curated record